AUGGGAUCAAUAUCCAUCGAUCUCACAGACGCUGUCAACGAGAAUGAUAUGGCCAAAUGUAAUCAUUUCUCCAUACGUGGAUACGUAGCUGAGGCAUUUGAGAAUGAUAUGACACAAUGCUGGCCGUUCUCGAAGAAGAGUUAUAGGUUGAUGGAGCAAGGAAUCUAUCCUCUUCCUCCUUUGUCUGUUCCAAAUGAUAGACGGCAUGAUUGCACGAGCUGCAUCAGAGAUAUUCUUGCUGGUAGGCCAAAAGAUCCUGAACUGCGUUCAUACCCAAGAAAUAGAAGCCGGAAAAGCGUCCCUAGAAGAUCUUCCCCUGGUCCAAGCAAUAGGAAUGCUCUAGCUGUCGUUGCAGGUAACGCUGUUGAGCAGAAUGAGAAUCAAAACCCUGAAAGAUCUCAACAAGCAACUGCUGAGGAGAAUGAAAUUGUAAUCUGCGCUAGAAGGUCUUCCCCUAGUCCAAGCAAAUUGAAUGCUCUAGCUGUCGUUGCAGGUAACGCUGUAGAAGAGGAUGCGAAUGUAAACAGUGGAAGAUCUCAGCAAUAUGAUCUUACUACUGUCGAAGAGAAUGAGAAUGUAAUCUGCGCUAGAAGUUCUUCCCCUAGUUCAAGCAAAAUGAAUGCUCUAGCUGUCGUUGCAGGUAACGCUGUAGAGGAGGAUGAGAAAGACGAUCACACAAAUGUCGAGGAGACUCCGAAUGUGAACUGUGAAAAACAGCAGAAAGAUGAUCGUACUCGUACAGCUUCAACGUCUCUCAAGAGAGUUCGUCCUUCUCAUACCGUUAGGAACAAGAGCAAAAAGCUCGAGAUCCGGGAGCCGGCAGGCAACGAGAGAUCUAAAGCAAAAGCAAACAAAGCACCAAAGGAUGUUAGCCGCCGGAAAGACAAACAAAUUAUGGUUGAGGAGGCUGUGUCAUCUGAGAUAGCUGGUGUGGCUGAGGACACACCGCCUGCGGCAACCAAGAAACGUAAAGGCGAUAAUGUGCCAUCGGAGAGUAUAGAUCCUGACAUGAGUGAGCCGCAGCCUAAGAAAGCUCGCAAGUCUCGUCUGAUGAGCGAUUUGGUUGGUGGAGCCAAGAGAAAAGCCAGUGCUGGUCGUAAGCCGGUUAGAGGUAGAAAGGGAAAGAUGCUCCCUCAAGCCAGCCGGAAACUGAGCUGUGGCAGCGAGUCAACUGAGAGUGGGUCUGAAAGGGAUCCCAUCAAAGGCAAGCAAAGAAACAAGAAGUUUCAAGUGGUUGACGUGAGCGACACAGAUCACGGUGAUAGUAGUUUUCUAUCGGUUCCUUGUCCUCCGAGUAAGAAGAGAACAAAGAGGAAGCAGAUUGUAGCCAAGAGGAAUAGUAACAAGGUGGUAGCUGAUAAAGCGAAGAGUACCGGAACGGAUGAAGGAACUUUGGUUAAACCGCGAACCGGUCCUUCCACAAACGCAAUUUCUCAACCUACUCUAGAUUUAUCAAAUGAGGUUGACGACCGUUUGGCGGAGAAUGAUCAUGGUUCCUCUUCUAAAUCCAACACUGGUGAAGUGAGAACUGGACUGGAUCUUGUUGACCUCAACAGCAACAAUACUGAAGCUGCGGAUCGUUCUUGUGUGCUGCAAAAGGAUGAUGCUUCUGUUGCAAAGAGAAAGGGGAAGGGAAUUAUGGUCGAAGAACAUCAAGAAGCACCAAGAAGCCAAAGCCAAGAUACAGAUGAGAGUACGGAGGAAGAGAUAGAGAUCGCCCAGCUCAUUUUAGCCUUGGACAAAGAAGAAGUCGUUGUUAUCAAAGAGCCAACACAAGAAACGACUCCGCCUAAACCUCUACUCAUUGAUCUCAACGAGACCUACGUUGAGAACGGCGUCUUGGUGGUGGAGGAUGACGACGACAACAGCUGCACACCAAGUCAGCCGGAACCUGUUGAAAGCAAUGUAAGGCAGGAAGAAGAACCUUUCCAGAUCGGAAACACACCGCCUGACUUCUUCGCAUAUCAUGCACCUUCUCCAGCUGGGAACCUUCCUCCUCCUCCUCCGACCCAAGAAUACCGAGCAAGCUCCAGCUACGGCUACGGCUACGGACCCACCCGUUUAUCUGGUCACAACUCCCAGUGGCCAUAUCCAUCACCGUUCCAAGCAUUCGGCGGUUUCGAUGCCAGACAGAGCGCUCCACAUCAAUACCAAGAAGCAGCUGCUCUUCUUGUUUGGCGAUCUUCCAUGAUACCACCACAUGAUCAUCAUCACAGGCCAUUCUCUUACAAUAUGGAUCAGUCAACGAAUCAUCAUGGUAUGUUUUCACAAGCAUCAUCCAGCAGUCGAAACCCAUGGAGCCUCAACUCUGUUGCCUCCAACGGGAUGCAGAAAUGCGGUUCUCAUUAUCCGGAAUACUCAUUUGGCUACAACCAUGGUGCUGCUGGAUUUAAUGGUGGUAGAUCGGUGGACCCUUUUAACCAGAAUUCUAUGCCAACGUUGCCUCUGUAUAGCCGUAUAGAUCCUCGGCUGGGGCUUGACAUUCCGACUGACCGCCAGGUGAACGCGAACUUCACCAAGAGGCACUUCCCUCCACCGGUGAACCAGCAUCAGCAACGUAUGGAUCUUCAAAGAGGUGACUCAAGCAAGAAACCCUACUUCGGCAACAGACUGGAGACUUCCCGCUCCGUCUUUCAACAGCCUUCUUCGUUGUCAUUCCAAGCCAAGAGGAACGACACAACUGCGCCGUCCGUGUUCCCCACCAUCACUGAAGACGGGCGAUUCCUGCCGCCUGGAGCGUCGAACUCAACGAGGCUCCCGGUGAAAAGUCAGGUAGUAGGAGAGAGAGAGAAGAAGCUGACGGGGAAAUCAAUAGUCUUGAGCGAUGUCGACGCUGCUAUGAGGAACAGUGCUGGAAAGAUUGUGUGCACCGUAAACAAGAACCCGGCUGAUUUCACCACUGUUGAACCUGGGAAUGGUUACAUGUUAACCGGUGAACACUUGGCACCGAGUGAAGAGCUUUUGGAACCAAAAAGCCCAACCUACAAGAGAAGACGAGCAAGCUCGAGUAAGCAGGAAGCGUUGAAGCAGAGUAAGAAGCCAGCUGGUCCAUCUACAGAUAAUACUUCCGAAAGGAGAGAUUUGUCCAGAGGAAGAGGGACAGAAAGAGAGACCAGAAGAGAAGAAUAG
Molecule: messenger RNA, 3129 nt
Organism: Microthlaspi erraticum
Lineage: Eukaryota; Viridiplantae; Streptophyta; Magnoliopsida; Brassicales; Brassicaceae
Source: the annotation of a GenBank genome assembly